UAAAUUAAUUGACCGAUCGCUAUAGCGAACGAUCACUAGUAGCGACGAUCUUGCCCCUCUAAUGUUCAGCGAAAUUGUGGCACGUUAAGAUAAGCGCAACUACAAGUAGGUAGCUGCAGGCGUAGGUCGCAGUGCUCCGGGAUCUAUCAAAUCUCGAAGCUACGCCGCAGCAUUCUUACAUCAGUCGUACUGCGCCGUUUCGGCGGAGGAAGUGCUGGUCCUCACGCUCGACUACAGUUCCUUGGGACUCAAAAAUUGAAUAUCUCUUUAAAAAGAGUGAAUCAGAACUUGUAAACUCGCCUUAACGGAAUUUCUUCCCUAAACAGUGCAGUAUUCCACUUUCACAACACCAUUCCAAUCAUGGGCGUGAGUCUAUCAGCAGUCUGGACGCAAAUCUUCCCACCCAAAGACCGCGCUCCAAUUACAGAGAAGAACUUAGGCUCACAGAAGGGCAAAGUCUUCAUCGUGACGGGAGGAAGCAGCGGAAUUGGCUACGAGCUCACCAAACUACUCUACGCCGCCGGCGCAAAGGUCUAUAUUCUUUCCCGCACACCAGCCAAUGUCGAUGCAGCAAUCCAGCGUAUAGAAGAAGCAUACGCUGAUGUCGACAAGAGUGACCUUGGAUCUUUGCAUUUCGUACCCUUGGAUCUGGAAGAUCUUGAGAGUGUGAGAGACGCAGCUAGGAGCUUUAAAGAGAAGGAGACAAGACUCGAUGUCCUGUUUUGCAAUGCGGGGCUCGCAGCUGUACCCGGGAACAAAAGGACAAAGCAAGGCAUCGAAAUGCACCUCGGAGUCAACACUGUAGCGCAUGUUCUCCUCGAAAGAAGCUUACUCCCAAUUCUCACGGCAACCGCAAAGGUUGCACCAAAGGACAGUGUGCGGGUAGUCUGGUCCGCGAGCAUUGUCGUAGACUGCAUGGCGCCCACAGGCGGAGUGCCUCCAUCUUUCCUAGAGACUCCAGGUACAAAUAUAGGCGUCAAAUACUCCAUCUCGAAGACGGCUGCGUGGUUCUCUGCCUCGCAGCUGGCAAGGGAACACGGAAGGGAAUCUGGUGUGGUUAACAUCGCUGGCAAUCCCGGGACGUACUUUACCAACGUUUGGAGGUUCACGCCAACAAUUAUUUCUUAUGUCUUCAGGUUUUUCAUGAGGGAUACUGUCUUUGGUGCGUAUACGUAUCUUUGGAUGGGAUUUUCAAACGAGGUGACGAUGGAAGCUGCGGAAGAGGGGAGGUAUGGGAUUUGCGACGGGAGGUGGCAUCCGGGGCAGAGAGAGGAUCUUGUUCUCGCGAAUUUAGCAGUUGAAGACGGGGGAACUGGGGAGGCAAAGAGAUAUAUGGAGUGGGUGGAUGAGAAGAUUGGACCAUUCCUAGAUGUGUGAUAUUAGAUCGAUUGGACAGAUAGCAUGGAGAGGAGAAGCAGGGAGGAAGGUUGAACAUUUUCCUAUUAUUCACUACAACAAUCAAGAUGUAGGACAGAAGGAUUGCGUUGGAGUUCUAUAGAAUCAAGGUGAAAUAACUGCAAUAACAUUAUUUGGCCUGCAUGAGCUGGAGCAAUUACAUGAAAUGAGAUAAA
This is a messenger RNA of Aaosphaeria arxii CBS 175.79, 1571 nucleotides long. Its product is annotated as NAD(P)-binding protein. The transcript has a single exon. Lineage: Eukaryota; Fungi; Ascomycota; Dothideomycetes; Pleosporales. Bases 361 to 1377 code for a protein of 338 amino acids. The record is from RefSeq and is a predicted model, not a curated record.